AUGAAGGAAACGACCGCUGCAGUCAUCUUCCUGGCUGUGCUCCUUGGCGACCUAGAAUGCGCUCUUGGAGAAAGAGAGCACCUCCAUAGCUCACUUCGACGGAAUCGUAGGCGGCUCGGUAUGGGUAAGCGCAAUGCAAGGAAAUCGCAACCGGUCAUCCAAUCCGUUCUGGUGGCGAAGGCCGUUGCCUCGGAACUAGAUCAGGAGCUCAAUGAUUGGUUCGAAAAGUUCCCGCUGGUAGACAUGAGUAUGGAGAGUUUGGCCCCAGCAGGGACUCCGUCAAAUGACACGACAGUACCAACGGCUAGUCCAACGAAGGAUGAAGCAGUCACAAAGCCAUUGCCAACUAAAGCCCCAGUAGCCCCGCCCACAAAAACUCCAACAAAGGCUCCUACCACUGGGACACCGACAUUUGCCCCAGUUGCACCCACAAAAUCACCAACUAUUAGCCCAACAAAGAGUCCCACUGUCGAACCCACUCAGCCACCAACAGGGACACCAACCGCAAGCCCUACGUUCUUGCCAACAAAGAGACCAUCAACUGCACCAACAACAAUGCCAACAGAUUCCCCCACCCUGUCACCAACCAAACUGCCUACAAGUAAACCAACACCAAAGCCCACUGUUGCUCCCACAGGUGCACCCACCAAAGAUCCCACAGCAACUCCAACCAAAGUACCCACUGCUUCACCCACAGCUUCUCCUACUGCUGAACCAACAAAAAAGCCCACAGGUUCUCCUACUGCUAAGCCAACAAAGCUUCCCACAGGUUCUCCCACUGUUGAACCAACCAAAUCACCAACCAUUACACCCACACUGUCACCAACCCAAGCUCCAACCAUUUCGCCAACAGAGUCUCCCACUGAGAACCCAACUGCAUCACCAACUUUACUCCCAAGUUCUACACCAUCAGUAGGCUUCUCUGAAGAACCAACUUUUUCACCUACAGAAUCUCCAACGGGGGCCCCCACAGAAUCUCCUACAGCGGCGCCCACAGAGGCCCCCACCACAAAGGCCCCCACAGGAUCUCCUACGGGAUCACCCACAGUGUCUCCCACAGUGUCUCCCACAGGAUCUCCAACAGUGUCUCCCACUGGAUCUCCUACAGGAUCUCCCACAGGGUCUCCAACAGGGUCUCCUACUGCUGGACCAACAAACUCACCAACUGCUGAACCCAGCCAGAACCCCACAAUUACAGAUGUCCCAGUGCUACCUGUUUUUCCAACAGAAGCUCCUGUGCUACCCACGUCGUCGCCUACUCUAACACCAACCAUUGCAACCCCAGCUCCAACUGCAGAGCCUACUGGGGUACCAACUGGAGCUCCUACUGGUUCACCAACAGUUGCUCCUACCACUGGUGCACCAAGUAAAGCUCCCACGCUGCCGCCAGUUGCCGCUCCAACUGAUCCCCAGACAGAGUCACCCACAGAAGCACCAGUUGCUCCUCCGACAGACCCGCCUACGCCGGCCCCAGUAGAUGCGCCAGUGACCACAGCACCCACGAUAGAGCCUACCACAGGUCCAACUGUAUCUCCAACGAUUGCACCGACUGUACUCCCAACGAACUCUCCAACAAUUCCGCCUUCAAAGGCACCUUCGGUAUUUCCAUCGAGCUUGCCAAGCAUUGCCUGCAACUUGAAUCAAGAAACUCGAGAACUGCUCAUCCAGAUUUUCCUGAAUCGAGUUUCAGAUUCGGAUGCCCUCGAUGCUCUUGGGACGCCACAGAACUCGGCGUACAACUGGCUGCUUAAUGAAGACCCGGCCUUUCUUUGUCCUCAGGCUCCCAACCUGAUCCAGCGAUAUGUUCUCGCCGUUCACUACUACUCCACCAGAGGGAAUCGGUGGUUCCAAUGCAGCGCCCCCAUGGAUUUCGACGACCCGGAAUCUGUGGCUCAAGCCAACGAUGCUUGCACUAUAGUGGCAGCGCCUGGAACCAGGGAGGACAACUCCUAUGCCUGGUUGUCGGGAGCUUCAGAAUGCAACUGGGGUGGUAUUGCUUGCGACGAGGAAGGCAAUGUUGUACGAAUUGACAUGGAAAACAAUGGUGUUGGUGGAAGACUGCCGUACGAGCUCGAGCAGCUGUCAUCACUGAGGUUCCUGUUGCUGGAGAUCGGGGCCAUUGCAGGAACCAUCCCUACACAACUAGGAAAUCUGAUGAACCUGGAACUACUUGAUUUGGACUUCAACCUGCUGCAGGGGCCAAUACCAGACGAGCUAUUCGACUUGACAAAUCUGAAACAGUUUGACAUCAACAACAACGAACUGAGCGGUACGAUUAGUACAAGAAUCGGCCAACUGGUGAACUUGAACCUGAUACAAGUAGAAAGCAACUUCCUAACGGGACAAAUUCCUGACGAAUUGUCAAACCUGUUGCUGCUCGAGGUGGCAACCAUGCAAUUCAAUCAGUUAUCGGGGGCCGUGCCUGAUGGCAUAUGCAACAUCGAGUCUUUGGAAGUGUUUACUGUAGACUGUCUUGGGGCUCCAGGUCGCCCGUCCCCUCCGUAUGUUGCCUGUCCAUGUUGCUCAUUCUGCUACUAG
Molecule: messenger RNA, 2538 nt
Organism: Seminavis robusta
Lineage: Eukaryota; Bacillariophyta; Bacillariophyceae; Naviculales; Naviculaceae
Source: the annotation of a GenBank genome assembly